AUUAGAGAGUGAGGCAGUCCUGCCGCGGCCAGUUCGCUGCCCUCUCCGAACACAUGUCAUGUAUUAACCCAACUCGAUUGUUGGGGCCUUCAGCCAGAACAAUCGCUAUCCUACUUCUGUCAUUUCUCCCAAUAUCGUCCAUCGCGACAUCCGAAUGGAUCCAAUACCCCUCUAGUGGUUUCGCGACCAUGACGCAUUAUACACUUCCGGAAAACUUUAUCGCGGCCUGUGGGUGCACCGCGGCAAGUACGCAUUACCCCACCGCCGCGCUUAACCAGAUGGCUUUUGGGAGCAGCACGGCGUAUGGCCCAUCCUGUGGACGCUGCUUCGCCCUCACCCUCCUUAACACAUUCCUUUCGGAUCCACCGUUCCAUCCAGACACGGUCAAAACAGUUGUCGUCAAGGUCACAGACCUUUGUCCUUUGAGCACGACAGGCUGGUGUAACGCGACAGCUAGCGCCCCGAACUCUGCAGGUAAUUAUUUGAAUUUUGAUCUAGCGUACCCCUCGUCUUCCAUUCCAGACAAUUUCUUCCCGUCAAAUGAGUCCUACUAUGGCUAUACAGACUUUGGCGUUUGGAAUGUCAGCUACCAAAGCGUCUCUUGUAAGCCCAACUGGGCCGGGUCGAAAAGUGCUGCGGCAUUGGGCAGUGUCACAGAUUCUGGGGAUAGCGUCUGCUGCCCCGCCGACCCGACGGGCAAUGCCAACGAUACCUGUCCGUCGUUCUCGGAUAAGAACGGUAUACCACCAAAUACCCAGACGAGCGGCUCGAACCAUUCUGUACCUUUCAUCGGUUUUGCGAUGGCUUCGUGGGCACCCAUAUACCUUACUAUAUUCCCUUUCUUUGCGAUAUCUCGGUUAUUGUAG
Heterobasidion irregulare TC 32-1 is the source of this 866-nucleotide messenger RNA. RefSeq lists its product as uncharacterized. NCBI's taxonomy places the organism in Eukaryota, Fungi, Basidiomycota, Agaricomycetes, Russulales, Bondarzewiaceae. The record is from RefSeq and is a predicted model, not a curated record. The transcript has 6 exons. The coding region runs from base 54 to 866 and encodes 270 amino acids.